UCUCCCGAAUCCAAUCUGGUGCUUCCCGAGGAUUGGGGCGGUACUGGUGAUGGGCGGGACGGUGACGUCACUGCCUCUGGCCCCGGCCCCUUUCCGGCGCCUCCCGAUCGCGCUCGGGCAUUUCCGCGAGCGCCGCCGCCGGGGCCGAUUCUGGGCCGGGACCGGUGCCUGUCCCGGGGCUCCUUCGCCACCGGAGCGUCCCCAAGGUGUCCCCGCCGGUCACCAAUGAGCCAGCAGAACCAGAAGUUGCUGAAGGCGCUGGUGUCCGUGGUGGCCACCCUGGGCAAGGUGGCGGCCACCGUGACCGGGUCACACAGGGACGUGCGGCAGCGCGUGUCCCCAAAGUUCCUGCCCGCGGCCCUGAGGAGAUUCACCCAGAGCCUCCGUGAGACCCUGGACCAUGGCGAUGUCACCUCCAUGGGCCACCGUGGUGUCCCCUGCCUGGGCCAGGCCCUGGCCGCCCUCUUGGCCACCCCUGGGACCAACUGGGCCGAUGUGAGAGCCGCGGCCAAGGCCUGGCAGGAGUUGGUGGCCGCGCUCAGGGAGAGAUGGGACCGGCUGCAGGAGGAGGCCGAUGAGCUGCGCAAGACCUGCUGGGACGCGACACCCUUGUGGGCCAAGCACCUGUGGUUAAAGGCCACCUUCAGGGAGAGGGGACAACCUGGGGACAACCUGGAGGCCACACCCUGGUGGCUGCCGGUGACCCUGGACAGGGUCGAGGGGGCCUCGGCAGGGGCCACGCACAAUGCUCAGGUGGCAGCGGCCACCAGUGAGGAAGAGAAAGCUACCAGCAAGGCCAUGGAUGAGGCCAUGGUGGCCACCAGCCGGGCGAGGGCGGCCGCCUGGAGGGGACAUUGGGCAGUGGUGGCCCUGGCACCGCUGAAGCGUUUGGUGGACGCGUGUGAAAAAGCCAUCGAGUUCACCUGGGACAUGCAGACCCAGCUCGAGGAGAUUGAGGACACCCUGAAGUGGCCAGAGCAAAUGUCCCCCAAUAUCCUUGAGGCCUUGGUGGCCGACGUGGCUGAGUUUGAGCGUCUGUGGGAGGGCAGCGCCCGCCUGGCCUCGCAUCACCUGCUGCCGACACUGUGGGAUAUCCACAACCUCCUUUUGAGUCCCUAUGCUGGCCCAGGUGGCCCCGGUGGCCCGGGUGGCCCUGGCAGCCGCGCAGUGGCCAAGCAGUGCCAAAAAGCCAUCAAGGACAUCCCGAGGCUGCUGCAGAGACAGUGAUGUCACCACUGUAAUGUCGUUGGUGCAGUGAUGUCACUGGAGAGACUUGGGGGCAGUCGAGUGCCACCAGCUCCUUGAGUGCCACAGCACUGCGUGUCACCAAGAGCCCCUCGAGUGCCACCAGUUCCUCAAGUGCCACCAGCUUCUCGUGUCACCAAGAUCUCGUGCAGGAGAACCUGGGCGGUCCUUGUGCUACCAAGAGCCCCCUGAGUGUCACCAGGACUGACCCAGCCCCCGUCUGCGGGUCCCUGGUGUAACUGGGGUCUCUCUCUGUGUCAGACACUGCCCUUGGGCACCCAAUGGGACCCCGCUGAGCACCGGGAACCCCAAAUUUCACUGUCCUCAUGCACUGGGACCCCCUCUCAGGCAUCAGGACCCUCGAGUUUCUCCUCCCCCCUCCUCAUGCACCGGGACCACCAGAGACUCCCCCAACCCAUCAAUCAGUGUCGUCAUUGAGCACCGGGACCCCCCGCUCGAGCACUGACCCCCCACAUCGUGCACUGGGACAGCGGAGACCCCCCCACUGUCGCGAUCCGUCCCAGUGAACGGGUAACGCGGUGAUUUUAAGAUGCAAAAUAACCGACAAAGGCACAGGGGAUUUACAGUAACAAAACCAACAAAUGCAGUUUUAUUGAAAUAAC
This is a messenger RNA of Zonotrichia leucophrys gambelii, 1868 nucleotides long. RefSeq lists its product as uncharacterized. Bases 226 to 1227 code for a protein of 333 amino acids. NCBI's taxonomy places the organism in Eukaryota, Metazoa, Chordata, Aves, Passeriformes, Passerellidae. The record is from RefSeq and is a predicted model, not a curated record. The transcript is spliced from 2 exons.